This is a messenger RNA of Ipomoea triloba (trilobed morning glory), 1191 nucleotides long. RefSeq names its product bark storage protein A-like. Gene Ontology annotation, molecular function: catalytic activity. Gene Ontology annotation, biological process: nucleoside metabolic process. The record is from RefSeq and is a predicted model, not a curated record. NCBI's taxonomy places the organism in Eukaryota, Viridiplantae, Streptophyta, Magnoliopsida, Solanales, Convolvulaceae. Bases 20 to 1102 code for a protein of 360 amino acids. The transcript is spliced from 5 exons.
CUCACUAUCACUCUCACCCAUGGCUUCCUCUACAUUUCUAUCAGCAUUUCUUUUCCUCUUCUUGGUUAUGCAAACCCUAGAAGAAGGGGCAAAUGGGUCUUUGUUAGAUGAUGGAAAGACAAGGAUGCUUAUUGAAAAGGCCAACAAGAAAGGGCCUUAUCUCGGGCUGGUCAUUCCGAAUCUGUUCGAGAUGAAUCCUCUUCUCCAACACCCGAGUUAUAAACCCAGUACUCUGGUUAUUGACUAUGCUGGGAGGAGAUUUCGGUUUGGAACCGUCAAGGGCAAACCCGUCAUUUUAGUUAUGACUGGCCUUGCCAUGCUAAAUGCAGGCAUAACAACACAACUGUUGUUGAGUGUAUUUGAUGUGUAUGGAGUUGUGCAUUAUGGAAUUGCUGGAAAUGCAAAUCCUUCUCUCAAUAUUGGAGAUGUCGCUAUCCCUCAGUAUUGGUCACACACUGCUCUUUGGAAUUGGCAGAGGUAUGGAGAUGGUCCAGAAAAUGAAUUGCCAUUAGAAGUGAACGGAGACUACACAAGAGAAAUCGGAUUCAUCAAAUUUGCCAAAUACGCCACAAACGUAGACCAAUGCAACUCUCAAGACAACCUUCUCAACAACGUUUGGUAUCAGCCUGAGGAAAUCUUCCCUGUCGACGCCACUCCUGAGGAAAGACAGCACAUCUUUUGGGUUCCUGUUGACUCUGAUUACUUCCAAAUUGCACAAUCACUCGAGGGUUUGGAAUUGGAAGGGUGCAUAAAUGCAACAACAUGUUUAACCCACACUCCAAAGGUCACAAGAGUUGAGAGAGGCACGAGCGCAAGCAUAUACCUCGACAACGCCGCAUAUAGGAGCUUCAUAUACGACAAGUUUAACGUUAGCCCCGUCGAAAUGGAGAGCGCCGCCGUCGCCCUCGUCUGCCACCAGCAAAAGGUGCCUUACAUCAUUAUUAGGGCGCUCUCUGACUUGGCCGGCGGCGGUUCCGCCGAGUCCAACGAGGCCGCCACCUUCAUAAACCUCGCCGCCGACAACUCCGUCAAAGUGGCGGUGGAGUUCAUCAAGAAGGUGCCGUCGCCGAGUAGCUCUGCCGGCCUUAUUUCUAGCUCUUAAUGCGAGUGUUUUUUGAAUAAAUAAAUGUUGUAAUAAUGUAGUCAACUCUCUUGGGUCUUGGUAUGAUUUUCUUAAUUAAGAAAACCCAA